CGCGUGCGCGGCAGUGGUGAGUGAGGAACUGUUGAUGGAGGUACGGUACUGUAGACUAUUGCUCCGUAGUGUCAACUAACCUCUUGUUUACCUCACUCGUCUUCUAGCCUACUCACACCGACUGACACAAUGGGUGAUUCUAACAAUACUACUAGCAUUGCGGACUACCUAGCCCAACUCUUAAAGGAUAAGAAACAGCUCGCAGCCUUCCCCAGUGUAUUCAUGCACGUCGAAAGACUUCUCGAUGAAGAGAUCAACAAGGUCCGGGCUAACCUCUUCCACAUCAAUGGAGGGCAGAAGGAGCCCCUAUCUUUACCAGAACCAAUGGGAGCCCCCGUGACACUCUCAGACAAGGUGUACGUUCCAGUCAAAGAUCACCCAGAGGUCAGUACUGAUAUAUUAAGUCACAUUUGGAUCCCCCAUGUACAUGUAUAUUCCUAGUCAACUAUCACCCAG
Cherax quadricarinatus is the source of this 456-nucleotide messenger RNA. NCBI's taxonomy places the organism in Eukaryota, Metazoa, Arthropoda, Malacostraca, Decapoda, Parastacidae. The record is from RefSeq and is a predicted model, not a curated record.